Molecule: messenger RNA, 687 nt
Organism: Bacidia gigantensis
Lineage: Eukaryota; Fungi; Ascomycota; Lecanoromycetes; Lecanorales; Ramalinaceae
Exons: 3
Coding region: 1-687 (228 amino acids)
Biological process (GO): endosome transport via multivesicular body sorting pathway; protein transport; late endosome to vacuole transport
Cellular component (GO): multivesicular body; ESCRT III complex
Source: RefSeq, a predicted model, not a curated record
AUGAUAUAUACUCAGAUCGUAGAAUGGGCCUUCGGCAAGCGCAUGACACCAGCAGAGCGUUUAAGAAAGCAUCAGCGUGCACUAGAAAAGACGCAGAGAGAGCUCGAUCGGGAAAGAGUGAAAUUGGAAAACCAAGAGAAGAAAUUAGUUGCAGAUAUCAGGAAGAGCGCUAAGAAUGGAAAUAUGGGAGCGUGCAAGAUACAGGCGAAAGAUCUAGUGAGAACGCGAAGAUACAUCCAAAAGUUCUACUCGAUGCGAACACAACUUCAAGCUAUCUCCUUACGGAUACAAACGGUACGAUCAAACGAGCAAAUGGCCCAGUCGAUGAAGGGUGCCACAUCUCUCCUAGGCUCAAUGAAUCGGUCUAUGAAUCUGCCGGCACUACAGCGAAUAGCGAUGGAGUUUGAGAAAGAAAAUGAUAUUAUGGAUCAGCGGCAGGAGAUGAUGGACGAUGCUAUAGAUGAUGCGACGGGCUUAGAGGACGAAGAAGAAGGUGAAGAGGUGGUCAAGGAGGUGUUGGAUGAGAUUGGGGUGGAUUUGGGACAGGCGAUGGGCGAGACGCCUUCAGGCUUGCAGAAGAACACCGUGGCAGAUGGUCGGGUCGCGGAGGCCAUUGGAGGGACCACUGAAGGCGGUGGAGGUCCAGACGAUGAAUUGCAAGCUCGGCUGGAUAGUCUACGGCGCUAA